GACUAGGUGCGCCAUAAGAGGUGUCAGUUAUCCCGCCACAGUACACUUCCAUAAUGCUCGGUCACAGAAUUGCCGCUGAAAGUGUCUCUUUAUGCAAAAUAGCAAUGCUCUAUUGUCCCCUGAAUUCAGCUUUAUAAUAGCCACCCUUGGAAAACCAGUAUUUCAUUCAUUCAAAUCCGGUGCCCACAGGUAAAGCGGUCCUAUACAAUGCACUGGCUCAGACGAUCCCACCGCGCACGGUAACAGUUUUUUCGUCCUAUGGUCCAACUUGAGAUCUAACAGCAUGGCUCUUCGACUGCGGUUGUUGACUGUCCUCUCCUUGACACUGGCGGUUGCUUGUGGCCGACAAGUAGGACUUCUCAGCAAGUUGAGAGCUUCCCAGCAAUCUGCCUGGUCAGACCCUGGGAAUAGAAAACUUAAGAUCUCGACCUCCAAUAUUCUAGGAGUCUCAAAGCAGGCCUUCCCACUGGUGAAAAAUGAAGUUGUCCCAAGUGGAUUAGCACAGGGACCGAUUCGGACGUCGAUGCAGAUGAUCCCAUGGCAGAUGCUGUCCAACGAAAUCAACUACCAACAAGUACCAUCCCAAUCAGUGGGUGUAGAACCCAAGAACAGACUUCUGGUUUCGAACCACAUCAAACAACCUUCCCUCGGAACAUUGCAAUUCCACAUGACCGGACCUGACGCCGACGCGCAACCAUCGAAGGUGACACAGGAUACUUUGGACCAUAGUCUGGACAUUGAAUCGGGUCUUGGGCAUGCACUGGUUUCUGAUCUUUUAAAAUAUGAUGGAUCUGGGUCAGACCUCGGUAAAAUGCUGGUUUCUGACCUCAACAAGGAUAAAGGGUCUGGGUCUGGCCGCGGUAAUCCACCGAUUUCUGACCUGCACAACGAUGAUGGAUCUGGGUCAGGCCUCGGUAAUCCACUGGUUUCUAACCUCUAUAAGGAUGAUGGAUCCGGGUCAGGCCUCGGUAAGGCUCUGAUUUCAGACCUGUACAAAAACGAUGGAUCUGGGUCAGGCCUCGGUAAUGCACUAAAUUCUAACCUCUACAAGGAUGGUGGAUUUGGGUCAGGCCUGGGUAAUGCACUGAUUUCUGAUAUGUACAAGGAUGAUGGAUCUGGGUCAGGCCUCGGUAAUGCACUGAUUUCUGACCUCAACAAGGAUGAUGGAUCCGGGUCAGGCCUCGAUAAUCCAGUGGUUUCUAAACUCUACAAGGAUGAUGGAUCUGGGUCAGGUCUUGGUAAUGAACUGAUUUCUGACAUGUACAAGGAUGAUGGAUCCGGGUCAGGCCUUGAUAGUCCAGUGGUUUCUAACCUCUAUAAGGAUGAUGGAUCCGGGUCAGGCCUCGGUAAGGCUCUGAUUUCAGACCUGUACAAGAAUGAUGGAUCCGGGUCAGGCCUCGGUAAUGCACUAAAUUCUAACCUCUACAAGGAUGGUGGAUCUGGGUCAGGCCUGGGUAAUGCACUGAUUUCUGAUAUGUCCAAGGAUGAUGGAUCUGGGUCAGGCCUCGGUAAUGAACUGAUUUCUGACAUGUACAAGGAUGAUGGAUCCGGGUCAGGCCUCGAUAAUCCAGUGGUUUCUAAACUCUACAAGGAUGAUGGAUCUGGGUCAGGUCUUGGUAAUGAACUGAUUUCUGACAUGUACAAGGAUGAUGGAUCCGGGUCAGGCCUCGGUAAUCCAGUGGUUUCUAACCUCUACAAGGAUGAUGGAUCUGGGUCAGGUCUUGGUAAUGCACUGAUUUCUGACAUGUACAAGGAAGAUGGAUCUGGGUCAGGCCUCGGUAAUCCAGUGGUUUCUAAACUCUACAAGGAUGAUGGAUCUGGGUCAGGCCUCGGUAAUCCAGUGGUUUCUAACCUCUACAAGGAUGAUGGAUCUGGGUCAGGUCUUGGUAAUGCACUGAUUUCUGACAUGUACAAGGAUGAUGGAUCCGGGUCAGGCCUCGAUAAUCCAGUGGUUUCUGACCUCUAUAAGGAUCCUGGAUCCGGGUCAGGCCUCGGUAAGGCUCUGAUUUCUGACCUCUACAAGGAUGAUGGAUCUGGCUCUGGUCUCGGUAAUCCACUGGUUUCUAAUCUCUAUAAGGAUGAUGGAUCUGGGUCAGGCCUCGAUAAUCCACUGGUUUCUAACCUCUACAAGGAUAAUGGAUCUGCUUCAGGCCUCCUUAAGGCACUGAUUUCUGACCUGUACGAGGAUAAUGGAUCGGGGUCAGGCCUCGGUAAUCCGUUGGUUUCUAACAUGUACAAGGACGGUGGAUCUGGGUCAGGCUUUGGUAAAGCUUUAAUAUCUAACAUCUAUAAGGACGACGGAUCUGGAUCGGGCUUCGAUAAUGUAAUGGUUUCUGACCUGUACAAGGAUAAUUGAUCUUGCUCCGACCUUUGCAAUGUGGUUGUUUAAAAUCCCUGACUACAAGCUUCGACUGUCUCCCGACUCUGAUUUUUGAGCUUCCUCGCAGUAAGGUGCUUUGGACCUAUUAGAGUUUUUCACUAAGUGGUGGAGGUACACUAAGAAAUCUUGAGAAAUCAAUCAGAAAGUACAAAGCUGAUGGUCUGUCUGUUUAUUUUUUAUCUUCUAAUAUGUUUUCGCGUGCAGCUGCAGUGAGUAAACCUCCCAUGCAUAAUCCCCAUCUUGACAUGAGGUGCAUGCACAAGGUUGAUCGUGCACCCGAUGCAAUAAAGUAGACAUCAUCGGCGUCACGAGGGAAGGGGGUUAGAUAAGGAGUGCUUAACCCCACUGAAAGAAAUGGAACAUAAAAUAGUAAUGAGUGAAGUCUGUUAAUAUCUGUUAUACUCCUCAUCCUUUAUUUUUCUCUAAUAGCAAAGGUCUCACCCAGAUGACCAUAAAGUUUUGCAAAAGUACAUUUUGUUCACAAUAAAAAGCUGCAGCUGCAUUAAAGUAAUUGUGUAUAUGUAACACGAUUUUCUGCAGUCUGAUACAAAAUAGUUUUAUUUUUAUGAAAUAGAUACCUGAAAUUUUAUAUUAGGUAAAGGGCUGCGAGUUAUUCUCUAAGUUAUAUAAACCCAAUGGCAAGGUGUGACAUAUAAGGUGUAAGGGCAUAACAUGUAACUAAGAGUUAACAUCUUCCCGGCGUCAAGUACAUCUUGAAGUAAUAUAAACGUAGUCGUUGUGUUUUUCUGUUAUUGUAUAACGCUUUUUCUGGUACAGCGUUUUCGUUUGUUUUUUUCACUGAUGGUGGGAUAGCACACAGGCUCCUCCCCACUCCAGAAUCCAGAUACUUUAUCUGUAACACCAGUUUGUCCAAAGUUUGAAGCAGUGUCGGAUCUAACAAGCCGAUGGGACGGGGGGGGCAAGUUGGCCUUCGUUGCCUGUUCUGUUUAAGUGCCAAUAAUUCAGACACGGUUGUAUCACCUUUCUUUGCAGGGGCGUGAAAAGUCUCACGGAUGAAAAUAAAUUGAACAAUCGGUGACUUAAGAAAACAAUCCUCAACCCCCCCUCCCGAUCAAACCCGGAACGCUGGGGAUAUAAGGUAUAAGAGAACAACUGACUGCAAGGAUGAAGAGAUUGGUCCAUGAAGCCCCGCCCCACUGUUUUCUGACCAAUCAAAGCUAUGAUUUAUGUCCGACAUACGUGCUCAAAAUUGGGACAUUCGUGCACGCCUGUAUGAUACGCUGGGAUGGAAUACGUAUUGUGGCAUUGGAAAAGAGCAUGUUCUAAAUGCCAACAUCCGCACUUGGUAGGGCUUACUGGAUCGGUCUUUUGACCUUCACAGUCAUUGCAUAUCUGUGGCAAACACAACUUGUCAUGGAACAUCUUGAAGCAAUUUGUUAUGUUCUGUUUCCUAUUAGAGAAAUAAAGUGUAGGCCAUGCAUAUUCUAUAGUAAAAGCAUUUAGGAAACAGCGGAAUAAUAACUGAUUCUUCUGUAAGCCUUUGGUAGUCGCGGGCGAAAGGGGGCACUUGUCACUUCCUUGAGAAAGAUUCACGCGUCGGAAAAAGAAAACAGGGCAAAAAGAAACUGGUUUGGAAACGAAAAAGGAACGAGGAAGGAGAAGAAAUCACUAAUCUGCUAAAUGUAUCUCGGAAUUAACCCCCUUCCUCUGUUGGCAGUUUGUUGGAUUGCUGGUGACGAGAGCCCCAUUCCGGCAACGCGCAUGUCCGCACAGGAAGUUAGAUUUCUUUUGUAGUUGGUUUCUCCACAGUGGUGGUCGGUAGUCUUACUCUUUGUAGGAUAACAUUUGAAACCUUCAAUAAAAAAGCAAAAACAAAUUAAAGAGGGAGUAUCUUU
Acanthaster planci (crown-of-thorns starfish) is the source of this 4236-nucleotide messenger RNA. RefSeq lists its product as uncharacterized. NCBI's taxonomy places the organism in Eukaryota, Metazoa, Echinodermata, Asteroidea, Valvatida, Acanthasteridae. The record is from RefSeq and is a predicted model, not a curated record.